CUGGGCUUUGACAGCUAGCGAUAUUAAUCAGGGUUUAAUAUCUGAAUAGAACAGGCCUAACCAAACAGAACCAGUGUGUGUGUGUGUGUGUGUGUGUGUGUGUGUGUGUGUUAAGGGCCGGGUGUGAUGAGGGUGCAGCAGUGGGCCGGGUUUAGUCUGAAGGCUCCGCUCCUGUUCUCAGUGUUGAGGUGUGGGAACUCGCGCGGGUCCUCCUGCUGCUCUUCAGCUCCACGCUGCUGCUGGAGGAGGAAACACGUGGUGGGGUUCAGCAGUCGCAGCUACAGCGCGGGCUCGGAGGUGGUGAUGGCGGAGGAGGCGAAGAAGCUGGCGGCGUACGCUGCUGUGGACAACCACAUACAGAAUAACCAGAUAGUAGGAGUGGGGAGUGGUUCCACUAUAGUCUACGCUGUGGACAGAUUGGCUGAGAGAGUGAGGCAAGAGAAGCUGAAAAUUAUAUGCGUUCCUACGUCAUUCCAGGCUCGUCAGCUGAUUCUGAAGCAUGGCCUCUCUCUCUCAGAUUUAGACAGACACCCAGAGCUGGAUGUAGCGAUAGAUGGUGCAGAUGAGGUGGACGCUUCGCUGACACUUAUUAAAGGAGGCGGAGGAUGCUUGACACAGGAGAAGAUCGUAGCUGGUUGUGCCAAACACUUUGUCGUCAUUGCUGACUACAGGAAGGACUCGAAGGCACUGGGGCAGCAGUGGAAGAAAGGUGUUCCAGUAGAAGUGAUUCCCAUGGCCUACGUUCCUGUGUCCAGGACUAUUGCCCGCCGCUUUGGGGGGGAAGCUGUGCUGAGAAUGGCCGUCAGUAAAGCGGGUCCUGUGGUGACUGAUAACAGCAACUUCAUCCUGGACUGGAAGUUUGAGCAUGCUCAGAACUGGAAAGAGGUCAACACUGCCAUCAAAAUGAUCCCAGGUGUGGUGGAGACAGGGCUGUUUGUGGGGAUGGCUGAGCGAGUUUACUUUGGGAUGGAAGAUGGAAGUGUGAAGAUCCGAGAUCCUCCUGUUAACUGAAGGGGAACGAGGAGAACGCCUUUUCCCGCCUGCUGCAAAGACAAGACCAGCCUGACACCGCAGUGCCAGUAGAGUACACACACUCGUGCAGCUCAUGCGUGCCAUCUACUGGAGAUAACUACUACUUCUACUGGGAGAGAGACAUGCAACCACAACAUUUCCUAAUAUCUGAUGAAGGUUUGAGUGUAUGAAAAGCAGAUGUGUACGCAUUCACCAUGUCAUACACCUCGUCUUUCCUCUCUAUUUUGUUUCUCGUAGUGUUGUUAACCACUCUGUUACUGACCCUGUACUUAGGGUAAAUCUAAAGCUGCUAAACAGCUUGGCCUUCUGGCAGCCACAAAAUUAAGCCUAGUCUAGGACUAAAUCAUUUAAAAACAUUUAUUAGUUGAAACUAGACCUUUAAACCUUUAACCUGGUGAAAUGGCUGUUACUGUCUGCCUUCUGUUUGUGUGUUUUUUCUUUACUGUCUCAAAUUUUUUGAUUCUUGUCAUUUCUGCAUGUCUCUACACACUUUGAAUUUGAAGCCAUUUCUAGAUGUACUUUGAUCUCUGUGCCUCAUGCAUCUUUCACUUUGUUUCGCUUGGUUGUUGCCUUGUAUUUCAACACUUUUUGUUAUAUUGAACCAAAGCAUGACAGUGGUGGGAGAUUAGCUAAAUUUAGCGCACACACUGCAGUUAAACACUUUUACACAUUUAAAGGUGCAUGGAUUUCUUUUUUAUUUUUCUCUGCAUUCAGACCUCAUUAACGGUAUGGACCAGUACCUAUAAUCAGUAGAUUUAUUUACAUUUAAGUGUCCGUCUCUCAAGUGUCAGAUUAAUACCUCUGUUUACAAUUAGGCCACUGUUUUACAUUUCUUUCACAUUUCAAUAAUAACAUGUUAAGGUUUAUAUCAAAACAAUCAAAUGAGCAGAUGCAGUUUUGGCUCUUUGGAGCGUUGAAUGAAUGUAACCACAGUUUAUUUCAGAUUGAUCAGUGUUUUGAGCUCAGAUUUCAGGGAAAAAAUGAAGAAAAAUGUGAUCUUGAAAAAACAUAGUACUACUAGUAAUGCAGUAGUAUUGGGUGUGUAUUGGGUCUUAUGAAUAUUUGAUGUAAAAUGAGAGGGUCAGUAUUUUGGAUGUUACAGCUAGCUUUGAUCAGAUAGAGCCACAGAUUUGUUAAAAAUAUAUACAGUACAGAGCAGCAGCCUUGUCUGCCUAUGUAUGGACUGUAUAUGCCAAUUGAUUCAAUUCAAUUUGUACAAUUCGUAUUUUUCUUUGAUGUGCCUAUCAAUCUCAACAAACUGUUGUCAGGAAUUUACAGUAGCACAGGUUUCCAGCAACCUGGCUUAACUCAACCCAAGUGAUCAGGCCUUACCUCAGGCACCUUCCGCUCCUUUAUGUUCUUAAGAGAUGUUUGUCUUGUGUGACUUUCUAAUGAAGUCACUGUGACCUAUGACAACACCAGCUUUAUGUUGACAAUGUUUCUGUACCAAUACUACUGUGACAUUACGGUUUGGAUUAGCGAAUGGCAUUCUUUAUUGUUUUAAAGACCAAUCUUGCAUUAAAAGAGGACCAAUCAAAUAAACAAGA
Molecule: messenger RNA, 2579 nt
Organism: Astyanax mexicanus (Mexican tetra)
Lineage: Eukaryota; Metazoa; Chordata; Actinopteri; Characiformes; Acestrorhamphidae
Gene: rpia
Product: ribose 5-phosphate isomerase A (ribose 5-phosphate epimerase)
Exons: 9
Coding region: 127-1011 (294 amino acids)
Biological process (GO): pentose-phosphate shunt, non-oxidative branch; D-ribose metabolic process
Cellular component (GO): intracellular membrane-bounded organelle
Molecular function (GO): ribose-5-phosphate isomerase activity
Source: RefSeq, a predicted model, not a curated record